AUGGCUUUUCCGAAUUUGUCGCUGAAGAACUAUUCUGUGGUGCAACAAAGAGGAGAAGAAGAACAAACCGUGCUAGGCAAUUCGUCGUUUGGUUCCAUCAUCCGAGGUACUCGGGGGCACUUGUCCAGCUUUAUCGACAGCGUUAGUCAGUGGCUGGCGACAACUUCAGGAGCUCGUGAGGACGAGCUCUCGCUCGAUAGCUGCCACAGUGCGUUCAGUCCCGUGCCUAGAAAUUGUAGUACGUUCUCGAUGGCAUCUACAUCAGUACCGGAGAACUACUACGUUGUCCCCAUAGGAGAGACUCAGAUGGUGAUUCUAAAGCGAUAUGAAAAUCUUCGAUUGAUUGGGUCAGGAGCUCAGGGAAUUGUUUGCGCUGCUACGGAUACGGUAACUAACAAGCCGGUUGCUAUAAAGAAGUUGUCUCGCCCAUUCCAAAAUGUUACACAUGCGAAACGAGCGUAUAGAGAAUUUAUUCUUAUGAAUCUUGUCAAUCAUAAAAAUAUUAUCGGCUUGUUAAAUGCAUUUUCUCCACAAAGAGAAGUAGAAGAAUUUAAUGAUCUGUAUAUUGUUAUGGAACUUAUGGAUGCUAAUUUAUGCCAGGUCAUACAAAUGGACUUGGAUCAUGAACGGUUAUCCUAUCUAUUAUAUCAGAUGUUAUGUGGAAUUAAACAUUUACAUAGCGCUGGAAUUAUUCAUAGGGACUUGAAACCUUCGAAUAUUGUUGUUAAAAGUGAUUGUACUCUAAAAAUUUUGGACUUCGGGCUCGCUCGGACCGCCGUUGAAGCUUUUAUGAUGACUCCUUAUGUAGUCACACGAUAUUACCGCGCUCCUGAGGUCAUUCUUGGGAUGGGAUAUGGAGAAAAUGUUGAUGUUUGGUCUGUUGGUUGUAUAUUUGGUGAGCUCAUCAGAGGACGAGUAUUGUUUCCUGGAGCCGAUCAUAUAGACCAGUGGACGAGAAUUAUUGAGCUGUUAGGAACUCCUGAGCCACAGUUCCUUGCCAGACUGCAGACAACUGUACGAAAUUAUGUCGAAAACCGGCAGAAAUACCAACCAGUUCCAUUUGAAACGCUAUUUGCUGAUAACAUGUUCCCUCCGGGUGCUGAUAAUGCACGUCUAACAGCUGCUAAAGCGCGGGAUCUUCUUUCACGAAUGUUGGUAAUCGACCCCGAGAAAAGAAUAUCUGUCGACGAUGCUCUUGCUCAUGAAUAUGUGAACGUUUGGUACGAUGCUUCUGAGGUUCAUGCUCCUCCUCCUGGCCAGUACGAUCCCUCUGUAGAUGGUGAACAUACGGUUGAAGAGUGGAGAGCUAUGCUAUUCGCCGAGUUGCAGAACUACUAUAGGACGCACGACGUGUACGGUGUUGGAAUGCGCCGAUAG
Molecule: messenger RNA, 1377 nt
Organism: Necator americanus (New World hookworm)
Lineage: Eukaryota; Metazoa; Nematoda; Chromadorea; Rhabditida; Ancylostomatidae
Exons: 14
Coding region: 1-1377 (458 amino acids)
Biological process (GO): protein phosphorylation; JNK cascade
Cellular component (GO): nucleus; cytoplasm
Molecular function (GO): JUN kinase activity; ATP binding
Source: RefSeq, a predicted model, not a curated record